Messenger RNA from Pogonomyrmex barbatus (red harvester ant), 2444 nucleotides. RefSeq names its product protein VAC14 homolog. Gene Ontology annotation, cellular component: endosome membrane; PAS complex. The record is from RefSeq and is a predicted model, not a curated record. NCBI's taxonomy places the organism in Eukaryota, Metazoa, Arthropoda, Insecta, Hymenoptera, Formicidae. Gene Ontology annotation, biological process: phosphatidylinositol biosynthetic process.
CGAGCGCUGCUGAGCGCCUCCACUUGCCCACGCGUAUCCGAGAAUCCGAGUCGUGUUGCCUAAUUAUGUGUUUUGAUACAUUUUGACAUUAUAGAAGCCAAAGAUAUAUCGUGACAAUUCACGCAGAAUGAUGUCCGAAAGAGAUUAUGCGCCCCUGAGCGCGGCAUGUGUGCGAUCCCUCAAUGACAAAUUGUACGAAAAACGAAAGCCAGCCGCCGUGGAGAUAGAAAAGAUGGUAAAGGAAUUCGCUGCUCAUAACAAUACUGUGCAGAUCAAGAGACUGCUGAAAGUUCUUGGGCAGGACUUUGCCACUUCUCAGAAUCCACAUACGCGCAAAGGUGGCUUGAUAGGUCUUGCAGCGAUCGCUGUUGGUCUUGGAAAGGACACUGGUCAAUAUAUAGAGGAUCUUAUCCACCCAAUUCUGGCAUGCUUCUGUGACGCUGAUCUUAGAGUCCGAUACUACGCCUGCGAGAGUUUGUACAAUGUAGUCAAAGUGGCGAGAGGCGCGGUGCUGCCUCAGUUUACAGAUAUCUUUGCUGCUCUCAGUAAGCUGGCCUGUGAUUCUGAGCAGAAUAUAAAAAACGCCACUGAAUUGCUUGAUAGAUUGAUGAAGGACAUUGUGACAGAAAGCGGCCUCUUCGAUUUAGUUGGAUUUAUGCCUUUGUUGCGUGAGCGUAUCUAUACAAAAAACCCAUUUGGCAGACAGUUUGUAAUAUCAUGGGUAUCCGUGCUGGAUGCAGUUCCCAAUAUGGAUUUCAUAAUAUUUCUACCUGAGAUACUCGAUGGAUUGUUCAGGAUAUUGGAGGACCCGACGCCAGAGAUUAAAAAGAUCACGGAUACAGUUCUUGGUGAAUUUUUACGUAGCAUAAAAGCAAAUCCCGCGAGAGUGGAUUUCCCGGGUAUGAUAAAUAUACUGAUUACGCACACCCAGAGUAAUGAUGAGUUGCUCCAGUUGACUGCUAUCACAUGGAUCAAGGAAUUCGUACAUUUGUCUGGGCCUCUCAUGCUUCCAUACAUGUCUGGCAUUCUCGUGGCCGUUUUACCGUGCCUAGCCUACGACGGUGAUACACGGAAGAGCAUUAAAGAAACAGCAACGCAAGUAAAUGCAAAUUUAAUGAAACUGAUAAUUAUGGAAAAUACAGAAGUUACAAAUAAAAAACAAGAAAAUAAGAUACAUUCUUCGAGAGAAAAGAACGAUGUAACACAAAAUCAUUCCCUGGCUGAAAGCUUGGAUCUCACUAGUGUCGUGGAAGUACUUAUAAAACAUUUGCUCUAUCUAUCGGUUCAAACUAAAGUCGCAGUUUUAAAGUGGAUACAUCAUUUGUUCAUAAACAUUCCGCAUAAAAUGUUUAAUCAUAUCGAGGACUUAUUUCCGAUAUUAAUGAAAUCCUUAAGUGACACCUCGGACGAGGUGGUACAGCAGACUUUAGUGGUAAUGGCUGAGAUUAUCAGCUCAAAAUCCCCGGAGGCAGUAACGACCGAUCCCAAUGCAAAGAUGCAGAAUAAAUAUUUUACGAAGUUCAUAGUCAAUUUAUUAAGGCUCUUCUCCACCGACAGACAUUUGCUAGAAGACCGGGGUGCUUUCAUUAUAAGAGAGCUAUGUGUGCUUUUGAGCGCAGAGGAUAUAUACAAAACGCUGGCAAAGAUAUUACAGGAAGAACAAAAUUUAAGCUUUGCGUGUACGAUGAUACAAACUCUGAACGUCAUUCUAUUAACCAGUUCCGAGUUAUUCGAUCUGCGCAAUAAACUUAGACAUUUAGAUUCUCCAGAUAGUUGUGCGCUGUUCGAAUGCCUCUAUGUGUCCUGGUGUCACAAUCCGGUCGCAACGGUGGCCUUGUGUCUUCUGUCUCAACAUUACCGACAUGCGUGCAAUAUCAUUCGAUCUUUUGAAAACAUAGAAGUUACAGUGGAAUUUCUAACGGAGAUAGAUAAACUGGUACAAUUAAUAGAAUCACCGAUAUUCACUUAUUUGAGACUGCAGCUAUUAGAAUGGGAGAAGAAUGACGCUUUGAUAUACGCGUUGUACGGCUUGCUCAUGAUUCUGCCGCAGAGUGAUGCCUACGCUACUUUACAGCGUCGUCUAGCAGCGAUACCUCCAGCUACGAAGCCGAUAUCUAAAAGUGAACAUUCGCAGGAGAAAACGAACGUUCAUUGUCCGUUUGAUUUUAACAAAUUCUUGAAGCAUUUUCACAUAGUGCAAGAACAACAUAGGGAACAGAAGCGUAAACAAAGACUGAAUUCCUUAGUCGAGAGGAAUACUAGUCAUGUAGAUUGAAUCGCGCAAAAAUGUCUGAUUUGCUAAUUUUGUACUGCGUCACUAUGUAAAAAAUUUGUGUUUAGCUUUGUUAUAUAAAGACACAGUUUUUAUUUAUGCAAUCUCGUUGGUCUCGUUGGAAAUAAAUAAUCGUAUCGUUGAUCUUGAAGUAAAACAGUCGUUUACUUAA